CCGCAGGGCUGUGGAGCGUGCCGGGGCAAGUGCCGGCCCUGCCCGCUGCACGUGGCCACAGGCAGAGGCCUGGAGACGCGGCCCUGCUGCGCCCAGCACUCAGCCUGCUCCCGGCCCUGCCAUGGCCUGCUCUUUGCCGAGGCCGAUCGGGAGGACUUGCUGAGCCUCCUGUGCUAUGAGGGGGGGCUGCCGGAGGCCAGCACCGAGACACCCCUGGCCCACUCUGAUGUCCUGGCUGGGACUAACCUGGAGAUGCUGCAGGCUCAAGAGGAACCAGCCGCUCUGGAGGCACCUGAAGUGCUGGGGAGGCCAAAGAGCUCAGAGGAAGGACGUUCUGGUGGCUGGUGUUAUGGAGAGGAGCUCUGCGAGGUCAACUCCACCUGCGUGGACAAUCAGGACAGCUCCCCAGAACUGGCGUGGGUGGCCCUGUCCUCUGCUCCUGCCCAGGAGGCAGAGCAGCUGCCCCAAGGCAGCGUGGCUAAUAAGGAAUCCUGCUCCUCCUAUCCAGCCUUCAAAGAGGUUCCAGGCCCCUGCGACCCAGAGGAUCUGCUGGACGGUGUGAUUUUUGGGGCAAAGUACCUGGGCUCCACGCAGCUUGUCUCGGAGAGAAACCCCCCCACCAGUGUCCGCAUGGCACAGGCCCAAGAGGCUGUGGACAGGAUCAAGGCACCAGAGGGGGAGUCCCAGCCAAUGACAGAAGUGGACUUGUUUGUCUCCACGCAGAGGAUCAAGGUGCUCACAGCUGACACGCAGGAGGCCAUGAUGGAUCACUCCCUGCAGACCAUCUCCUACAUCGCCGACAUCGGCUCCCUUGUGGUGCUCAUGGCGCGCCGGAAACUGCCCCGGCGGGCAGAGGCCUCAGAGGAGAAGCGGCUCUACAAGAUGCUCUGCCAUGUCUUCCACUCAACUGAUGCCCAGAUCAUUGCUCAGGCCAUCGGGCAGGCCUUCGGUGUGGCCUACCAGCGCUUUCUGGAGGCCAACAGCAUCAACCCAAGUGAGCUGAGCCCUCGCCAGUACAGCCGUGCCCUCGAGGACCAGGAGCACUAUAACACGGAGCUGACACACUUCUCCAGGCAGGAGAACUGCAAGGAUGUCUGCAUCCGGAAACAAAAGGGGGAGAUCCUGGGUAUCGCCAUCGUGGAGUCGGGCUGGGGCUCCAUCCUGCCCACUGUGGUCAUUGCCAACCUCAUGCAUGGGGGCCCUGCGGAGAGGUCAGGCGAGCUGAGCAUUGGGGAUCGCCUCAUGUCCGUCAACGGGACGAGCCUGGUGGGACUGCCCCUCACCACGUGCCAGAGCAUCAUCCGGGAGCUGAAGCACCAGACAGAGGUGACAUUGAAUAUAGUGCACUGUCCCCCUGUCACCACGGCCGUCAUCCGGCGCCCCGACUCCAAGUACCAGCUGGGCUUCUGCGUUGAGAAUGGCGUGAUCUGCAGCCUGAUGCGCGGGGGCAUUGCAGAAAAAGGUGGCAUCCGUGUGGGGCACCGCAUCAUCGAGAUCAACGGGCAGAGCGUGGUGGCAACACCACAUGAAAAGAUCAUCCAGAUCCUCACGCAGGCAGUCAGCGAGGUCCACAUCAAGACGAUGCCAGCUUCCACGUACCGCUUACUGACAGGGCAGGAGCAGCCCAUCUUUCUCUGAGCUGUUGACUGUGCCUGGUUGUCACUAUAUGUGCCUGGGGCCGGGCUGGAGUGAGCUUGGGGUUGCGAGGGCAGAACGUGCUCUGCCUCCUGCCUCAGCACUGUCAUUGGAGCCCUCUGGCCCCCAGCAGGGCCUAAUCCUGCACCGUUUCUGUUUCACUCAGGACCCAGUGGGAGACUCUGAGGGCAUGAUGCCUAGCCUGAGCAGUGUUUCGGCAUGGGGUGCCGUGGUUUGGGUCCCUGACCCUUCUCCUUGACCUCUGUUCAUCCAUCUCUGCUUCACUGAGGCUGUACAGUGCCUGUUCCACUGCUUCACGCAGUCCCUCUCCUUGACCUGGUGCUCGCAGAAGGAGAGGGGGACCCAGCAUGAAAGGUUGCCUCAUCCAAUCACCCCCCCAGUAGUGCUUUUCACUCACCAGUUGUGCCUUUCCCCCAAAAGGGACGGUGCUUGAGCACAACUCCUGGGGCUUGUCCUGGCACAGUUCCAGAGCAGCGCUAUACCCCUUGAACCAGCAUGUGGGCACAUGCUGGCACCCCCCAAGAGAGAGCUGGGCGCUCUAAAAUUCAGCCUGUAUUGCAGCAGGGCCCUUGGCACCUGCUUCUCCUCCCCGGCUUUGCCAGUGGUCUGUUGGGGUACAUGGUCCCUGUUAGACCUGUUGUACCCAGCUGGGAAACUACCUCUGCCUCCCUGGGUGUGCCUUUAAUCGCUCUGCAUGCACAGCCCGGUGCUUCCCCCCUCCCCCCCUCCCAGCACUGGGUCCCAGCCCUCAGGACUGUCCCUCCGCACAGGGGGACACAUGGCACUGCCCAGCCCUGCUCUUGUCCUGGGUGGUGACAUGCACCCCCCCC
This is a messenger RNA of Struthio camelus australis, 2486 nucleotides long. It is a transcript of the gene APBA3, whose product is annotated as amyloid beta precursor protein binding family A member 3. Gene Ontology annotation, molecular function: protein binding; amyloid-beta binding. Gene Ontology annotation, cellular component: cytoplasm; plasma membrane; dendritic spine. NCBI's taxonomy places the organism in Eukaryota, Metazoa, Chordata, Aves, Struthioniformes, Struthionidae. The record is from RefSeq and is a predicted model, not a curated record. Gene Ontology annotation, biological process: chemical synaptic transmission.